Messenger RNA from Rhinolophus ferrumequinum (greater horseshoe bat), 616 nucleotides. RefSeq names its product ATP synthase peripheral stalk subunit F6 (gene ATP5PF). The coding region runs from base 152 to 478 and encodes 108 amino acids. Gene Ontology annotation, molecular function: proton transmembrane transporter activity. NCBI's taxonomy places the organism in Eukaryota, Metazoa, Chordata, Mammalia, Chiroptera, Rhinolophidae. The record is from RefSeq and is a predicted model, not a curated record. Gene Ontology annotation, biological process: proton motive force-driven ATP synthesis. The transcript has 4 exons.
AAGUUUGGCGAAGGAAAGAUGGCGGAGGCGUCGCUAGGGGACCCGGAAGCACUUACCCUCCACUUCCUCCUCCUGCUUGCCUUCUGUCUCACCUAGAGCCGUCCGGUCGCAGACUGUCUCUGAGACGCUUCCUGUCCGUAACAGAAUCACCAUGAUUCUUCAGAGGCUCUUCAGGUUCUCCUCUAUCAUUCAGUCUGCAGUCUCAGUCCAUUUGAGGAGGAAUAUUGGUGUUACAGCAGUGGCAUUUAAUAAGGAACUUGAUCCUGUACAGAAAAUCUUCGUGGACAAGAUUAGAGAAUACAGAACUAAGCGACAGUCAUCUGGAGGACCUGUUGAUACUGGUCCAGAAUAUCAGCAGGAUUUGGAGAGGGAGCUUUUUAAGCUUAAGCAAAUGUAUGGUAAAGCAGACAUGAAUACGUUCCCUGACUUCAAAUUUGAAGAUCCCAAAUUUGAAGUCAUUGAUAAACCCCAGGCCUGAAGAAAUGAUGUAAAAUUUAUCUGGUAAUUUGUCCUAAAUAAGUUGUACAACUGAUCAGAAGUAUCAGAAUAAACAUACAUUUCACAACUGCCAACUGUUCGUUUAAAUCUGAUUCCAAAUAAAUUUGGUGAUAUUGGG